AAAAGCGCGGGAAGCUCUCGAGACGGGACAGUUGAUUUUAACCACCGUCCCCACCUCUGUCUCUCCCUCUUUCUCCCGCGGUCUCUCCACGUUCUUCGACGCUCUCUCGCCAUCUUCAUCUUCUUCUUCUUCUUCUUCCUCUUCACCGUGAAGUCUCUCUCAUCGCGCAAAUCAUCAAAUCGAUCCCUCACGUCGACGACGAGCCGGGGACGCCAUGUCCUCUCACGCCUCCAAGCCCUCUCUCUACCCGGAAGUCCCUCGAUCGAACCCCGAAUCCUCUUCCCCCUUCGUCUCGAACCCUAACCCUGACCCCCAUCCCUCCUCCUCGUCCAACCUCUACCCUUCCCUCGACAUGAAGGACCUCGUCGAGAACCUCUUCCCCGACCACUACGGCCACGAUCCCUCCUCCCGCCGCCAUGGCGGCGACCCUGUCGGAGACGACCCGUGGUCGCCGUCCGCGCCUCCCGACUCCACCGAGGAGGUCCUCAUCCGGGUCCCCGGCGCGAUCCUCCACCUCAUCGACAAGGAGUACAGCGUCGAGCUCGGGUGCGGUGACUUCUCCGUGGUCGCCCUUCGCCAGGGCGAGAACGCCGUCGUGGUGCUCGCGAGCGUGGCGGACGAGGCCCAGUGGCCCCUGACGAAGGACGAGGCCACGGUGAAGGUCGAUGACUCACAUUAUUUCUUCUCGCUCAGCGCGGUGGACAAGACGAAAUCUGGGUCCUCGUCUGGGUCCGAUUCGAGCGAUGAUGAGGGUAAGAAGAGAAGCGGGGCAUCGGAUGAUCCGCUGAAUUACGGUUUGACCUUCGCAUCGAAGGGGCAGGAGGGGCUGCUGAGGGAGUUGGACGCGAUUUUGGAGAAGUACAGUGCGUUCUCUAUACAGAAAGUAUCUCGAAAGGCGCAAAAAGGAGAGGCUUUGGAUGUUUCUGUGGCAAAGGAGACUUCACCGGCGGAAUUGGAAUUGGACGGGAAGAAGAAGGAGAUCAUGGAGGAUAGGUGCAGGGCAUAUUGGACGACAUUGGCGCCGAAUGUUGAGGAUUACAGUGGGACUGCAGCAAAGUUAAUUGCAGCAGGGUCUGGACAGUUAAUCAAGGGUAUUUUGUGGUGCGGAGAUGUGACUGUGGAUAGAUUGAAUUGGGGUAAUGAGAUUAUGAAGAAGAGGCUGACUCCUGGAGAGAAGGCUGAGAUCGAUAAAAAAACACUUAAGAGAUUAAAAAGGGUAAAGAAGAUGACAAGGAUGACCGAGAAAGUGGCAUUAGGUGUUCUAUCUGGGGUUAUUAGAGUCUCCGGAUACUUCACAAGUUCAGUGGCAAAUUCUACAGUGGGCAAGAAAUUUUUUGGUCUACUGCCAGGGGAAAUGGUCCUGGCUUCACUUGACGGAUUUAGUAAUCAACUAAUCAGUCUCACUGAAGAUCCUGCGAUAAGGGUUGAAUCCAUUUGCUCAAGUCAGGACAAGGUGUGUGAUGCGGUUGAAGUGGCUGGAAGGAAUGUCAUGGCUACAUCCUCUACUGUGACAACUGGACUUGUAUCCCAUAGGUAUGGGGAAGAAGCUGGCAAGGCAACACAUGAAGGGCUUCAUGCGGCAGGGCAUGCUGUGGGGGCAGCAUGGGCUGUUUUUAAGAUAAGAAAGGCGUUGAACCCUAAGAGUGUUAUUAAACCUUCUAACAUUGCCAAGUCUACUGCCAAAGCUGCUGCUAAAGCUGCUGCUGCUGAGGCGAAAGCUAAAAGCAAGAAAUCUAAGUAAUUCCUUUAUGGAGAGUUUGAAUUGGUGAUAGGUUAGAUGCAGCUUCGCAGGGUUUGUGUUGCCUUCUUCUUUGCUGAAAUCAAAAUUAAGAUCCAAGCAAAUUGUCAUGUACCCCGGUUUUGUCAGUAGGUGACGCAUGAUUGGUUUUGUAGCUAACUUUUAUUUGCCCAUUGCCAGUUCUAUCGGUUGUAAGUCGAUAUAGGAACCGUAGAGAAAUUGCUAGAUGUGAUGGAUUUUAGGAAUAAUAUAAGAAAUUUCUUAAUGUUUGUUGAAUUCUCUUCUAUACGGGAUAUUGGCAUUAAUUUAUCUUACCAAAAUGAUUUUCAGGCA
This is a messenger RNA of Rhodamnia argentea, 2071 nucleotides long. Its product is annotated as protein EARLY-RESPONSIVE TO DEHYDRATION 7, chloroplastic. NCBI's taxonomy places the organism in Eukaryota, Viridiplantae, Streptophyta, Magnoliopsida, Myrtales, Myrtaceae. The coding region runs from base 215 to 1741 and encodes 508 amino acids. Gene Ontology annotation, cellular component: plasma membrane. The record is from RefSeq and is a predicted model, not a curated record. The transcript has 5 exons.